AUGCAACAACACAUGAUGAUGAUGGACGAAGACGGUUCUGAAUUUCAAAAUAAUUCCACUUCUUCGAAUCAUCAUCCACACUCCAUCAAAUCAACCUCCACACGCAAAUCCUCGGAACAUGUAAAUAGAAAAGAUCUUGUUCGGAUCAUCAUCCAAGCCUUACAUUCUCUUGAUUAUAAACAAUCUGCUGCUGAAUUAGAGAAGGAAUCUGGAAUUGAAUAUCUCUCCAAAGACAUUGUAAAAUUACGUGAGAGUAUUAUGAAAGGCUCCUGGAACGAAUGUAUUUCCAUUGUGGAUGAGAUUUUGAAUCAAUCCAACUGCAAGAACACCCAUUUGGUGAAAUAUCACAUCUACAAACAAAAGUAUUUGGAGUUGUUGGAGAAUGGAGAAAUUGAGGAGGCCUUGAAAACUCUUCGGAAUGAGUUAACGCCCAUGAGUUUACCUUCUACUACUGGUUCCUUGAAUAGUAGUAACGGUAGUAGUAAUAGUAGUGGAGCCAGUAGCGGAAUGAAUGUUGGUGCCAACUCGAACAACAAUGUUGUACUGGACAAGUCCACCCUCAUGACUCUACAACAAUUGCAAUUACUUUCAAGCUUGUUGUUGUGUCCAGAUCCUCAAUCCUUAAAAAAGAAUGCUUGUUGGGAUGGUAAGAAUGGAACGUCGAGAAGUCAAUUAUUGGAAGAAAUUGAAAAGUACAUUUCUCCGUCAUUGCUCAUACCAGAAAAUCGAUUGGAGAAUCUUUUACUGAAGGCUGUGAAAAGUCAAAAAGGUAAUGAUCCCAUGUUGAUUUAUGAUGACAGUGAUGAGGAUGGAGAUGUCAUGAAUGAUGUCCAUCAUGAUGGAAUUCCUCUCCUCAAUGAUGACUCGUUCAAAAGGACUUCUAUUGCGAUACCCUCAAAAUUGUUAUGUACAUUAGACGAUCAUAUUGAUGAAAUUUGGCUUUGUAAAUUUUCACAUAAUGGAGAAUGGUUGGCCACCUCAGGAAUUGACUCGUCUCUAUUAUUGUAUAAGGUUUCGAAUAUUAUGGCAGCCACUCAAUCAUCCUCUCACGAUCAUGACAACACCUCAAUGAUCUACUCACAUAAUCUAAAGCAUAAUGGUCAUGUAUUGUCAUUGAAUUUUUCACCGGAUGAUAGGUUUAUCUUGACAGCCACAACGCCAGAGAAUGAAAUUUCAGUUUGGGACACUGUGGAUGGAAAAUUAAUUUCUUCCUCGAAAAAGUCAGUGCCCAUUGUUGCAUGCAUGUGGAACGACGAUGGCUCUUCAUACAUGGCUGUGACAGGAGAGAGGAAUUCUCAUAUAUUCAUUUGGGACGUUUCGUCAGUAGUGUCCACAAGCAAUGGAGGUAGUAAUCAUUCUUUAAGCGACUCGAUCAAGCUGGACACUCGAGUACAAGAUGCCGCCUACAUGGGCAAUGAUAAUAUUAUUCUCGCCACCUAUGACAAACAAGUGAUUAUUUUUAAUUUGAGAGAAAAGAAGAUUGUGGAACGAUUGAUUGAGAGCGAAUAUAUCUCAUCUCUCUUGAUAAGCAAUAAUAGAAGAUUUUUACUAGUAUGUUUGAAUUCUGAGGAGGAAGAACCAUCUGAAAUACAUCUUUGGGAUAUUGCAGAGAAGAGAAUCAUUGUAACCUAUAAGGGUCAUAAGCAGACGAGAUUUGUUUUGAGGCCAACAUUAAUUGGACAUGAUUAUGUUGCCUGCGGAAGUGAAGACUCAAAAAUUUAUAUUUGGAAUUCAAAGACUGGGCAAUUGCAGGACACUUUAUUGAGCCAUAUCAAUGUUGUCAACUGUGUGGCUUGGAACAAACAUCAACAAAUACUGGCCUCGUGCAGUGACGAUGCUACUGUCAAAAUAUGGACAAAUUAA
This is a messenger RNA of Naegleria lovaniensis, 1863 nucleotides long. RefSeq lists its product as uncharacterized. The record is from RefSeq and is a predicted model, not a curated record. Gene Ontology annotation, molecular function: protein binding. Bases 1 to 1863 code for a protein of 620 amino acids. Lineage: Eukaryota; Heterolobosea; Eutetramitea; Acrasida; Naegleriidae. The transcript has a single exon.